AGAACUGCAGAAUACACCUGAUGCUGUCCCUGACAGUGGAAUUGAACCCCCUCCUCUCGACACAGCUUGGGUUGAAGCUACACGCAAAAAAGCUCUUCUUAAACUGGAGAAACUCGACACAGAUCUGAAAAAUUACAAAGGGAACUCCAUCAAGGAGAGUAUCAGGAGAGGCCAUGAUGACUUAGGUGAUCAUUACCUUGACUGUGGGGACCUCAGCAAUGCUCUCAAGUGUUACUCACGAGCCCGUGAUUACUGCACCAGUGCUAAACAUGUUAUCAACAUGUGUCUCAAUGUCAUCAAGGUCAGUGUCUACCUCCAGAAUUGGUCUCAUGUUCUGAGCUAUGUAAGCAAGGCUGAGUCUACACCAGAAAUUGCAGAACAAAGAGGAGAAAGAGACAGCCAGACACAAGCAAUUCUCACCAAACUGAAAUGUGCAGCAGGCUUGGCUGAACUAGCUGCUCGGAAGUACAAACAGGCAGCAAAGUGCUUCUUGCUGGCAUCAUUUGAUCACUGUGAUUUCCCUGAGCUGUUAUCUCCUAGCAAUGUGGCUGUGUAUGGUGGUCUCUGUGCCCUUGCUACCUUUGACCGUCAGGAACUGCAACGAAAUGUUAUCUCCAGCAGCUCCUUCAAAUUAUUUUUGGAGCUGGAGCCACAGGUUCGUGACAUCAUCUUCAAGUUUUAUGAAUCUAAAUAUGCUUCAUGCCUGAAGAUGCUGGAUGAGAUGAAGGACAACCUGCUGCUGGAUAUGUACCUUGCACCUCAUGUCAGGACACUUUAUACCCAGAUUCGAAAUCGUGCCCUUAUCCAGUAUUUCAGCCCCUAUGUGUCAGCAGAUAUGCGCAAGAUGGCCACGGCUUUUAAUACCACAGUGGCUGCUCUGGAAGAUGAACUUACUCAGCUGAUCCUGGAGGGACUAAUCAAUGCCAGGAUAGACUCGCACAGUAAGAUUCUUUAUGCUCGAGAUGUAGAUCAGCGCAGCACAACUUUCGAGAAGUCGCUACUAAUGGGCAAAGAGUUUCAGCGGCGUGCCAAGGCGAUGAUCCUGCGAGCUGCAGUCCUGCGCAACCAGAUACAUGUCAAGUCUCCUCCAAGAGAAGGUAGCCAAGGGGAGCUUACUCCAGCUAACAGCCAGUCCAGGAUGAGCACCAACAUGUGAGAAACUUCGUGCGCUACCAAAAUAAAUGGUCCCCCCCGGACUGUUCCCAGUGUCUCACCCACUAACUGCUGAGCUUCAUGAACUGUCCCUGUCUCCCUCACUUCUUGCUCAGAUUGAGAGAUUCAGGGCUGCUGGUGGUUAAAAUGAAUAUUCCAAUAACUUCAGUUCUCCUCGAAAAGAAAUUCUUUCUGAAAACAGAUGACCCUGCAAUGGGUCAUCAUUUCAGUUUUGGUACAACAUCUUCCUCCGUUCUCCUCCUUCCACCACUCCAUAAAGAGCUGUCAGGUUAUUCAUACAGAUGCUGAUUUGAGAGUUUUUCAGCUGCUAUUAGUUUUCUUGUUUCAAAGCUGCAAAAAUAGUUAGUGUUAAUUUGAGUGGACAGGUGUGAUCUAAGAAGAAUUUUGCUGGCUUGAAAGUAUUGCCUUGGCUCUGAGCAAUGCUGAGCUUUCUGUUUAUUCCAGAUAAACUUACAAGUACAUUGCUGUCAGUUAUGGAGCUAGAGUUCUGAUGGGAGA
Molecule: messenger RNA, 1671 nt
Organism: Tauraco erythrolophus (red-crested turaco)
Lineage: Eukaryota; Metazoa; Chordata; Aves; Musophagiformes; Musophagidae
Source: RefSeq, a predicted model, not a curated record